This is a messenger RNA of Bacillus rossius redtenbacheri, 929 nucleotides long. RefSeq lists its product as uncharacterized. The record is from RefSeq and is a predicted model, not a curated record. The transcript has 6 exons. The coding region runs from base 140 to 907 and encodes 255 amino acids. NCBI's taxonomy places the organism in Eukaryota, Metazoa, Arthropoda, Insecta, Phasmatodea, Bacillidae.
GUAACCUGUACAGAAAAGGUAAGUUAACCUAUCAAACUUUUUUUAUAAAAGUGACGUGAUAAUAAGGGACCACAUUCAUUGUAUCCAAUAACGUAUAUGUUGUGUGUUAUUAUAAUUUCAGAAUAAAGCAUGGGAAGACAUGGCUGCCAGGUACAAUUGUACGACAAUACAACAUAGGACUGUCAAGGAUUUGAGACAAAAGUGGGAGUCCUUGAAGAGGGAAGCGAUGAAAGAUGCCGCAAUGCGUCGCCAAGCACUCCUUAAAACCGGAGGUGGACCAUCUGUGGAAAUUAAAGUAAAUCCUGCUGCGGAGCAGGUUAAGGAAAUACUUCAGCUCUCUGCAGAUGGAAUGGAGAGUGUUUUCGAUUGUGAUAGGAUAACUGAUGCUGCACCAGUUCCAGCUCCAGAGCAGGAAAACAUGCCAGCAGUAAAGGUGGUAUGCAUGGGACCAGAUGUGACUGAAGUGGAUGGCAAAGAGAUUUCCUGUGAAAUGGUUGAAAUGCUGGAUAUCGACGUCGAUGAUCCUGAGACCUAUGCUUCAGAAAUGUUUGAAACAGUUCCAGGAGGAAGCAGUGACUGGUCAUCAUACAAGCCUGCGAUGUUGAAAUCUGGCAAAAAUAAGAAAUUGAAAAGAAAGAUAGCUGCAGUAAUGCAAGAAGAGGGUGAACUACCACCUGUAAAUGGUACCAGCCACACCCAAACAGCAAAAUGCAUGGAACAGGAGACACGCAGAUCAGCAGCAGUCUCUUUAAAUGGGGAGCGGCUCAGUGGCUGGGCCACUGAAAAGAAAAACCUAGCCUGUUUGCAGCAACAGCUGCUGUGGAAAGAGCAUUGCACAAGAGAGAAACGGGAGUCAGAAAGGCAUGAAAUAAAUAUGCAGCUGAAGAAAAAAAAAUUGUACUAUUAGAGACUGAGUUGAAAAUCAAAGA